CUGAACUUUCGAACGAAACUGUUUCUUCCUCCCCUCUCUCUCUAGCAAACUUCAACGAAGCUCUGUCUUGUGUUUGCUUUGGCUCAGUCGAUAUGUCACCUCAUGCAAGUCGAUAAGUCAAUAUAGUUCCAUUAUGCUGGCUAUAUCUGAAAAUAUAGGCCAGUUAGAAGUCAUUAUAGCUGAUGAAGACUGUUUAUCUGUUGGGCUACGUAGCGCCUACAUGGGCAAGUCUAGUUGCCGGCUCCUUUGUACUUGUCACUCUAGUCCUUUCAAUAUACCUUCUAUUCGAGCAUCUGUCUGCAUACAAGAAUCCUGAGGAGCAAAAAUUUUUGAUUGGAGUUAUCCUAAUGGUACCAUGUUAUGCAAUAGAAUCGCUUGUAUCGUUGGUGAACCCAUCGAUUAGUGUUGAUUGUGAGAUACUACGGGAUUGCUAUGAGUCCUUUGCUAUGUAUUGCUUUGGGAGAUACCUUGUUGCAUGCUUGGGUGGGGAAGAGAGGACAAUUCAGUUUAUGGAAAGAGAGGGACGUGCAAGUUCUAAGACGCCACUGUUAGAACACAGUUCUGAAAAAGGAACUGUAAAGCAUCCUUUUCCAAUGAACUAUUUCUUGAAGCCUUGGAGACUAGGCCAAUGGUUUUACCAAAUUAUCAAAAUCGGAAUUGUUCAGUAUAUGAUGAUAAAGUCUCUAAGUGCUAUCUUAGCUGUGAUCCUUGAAGCAUUCAGUGUAUAUUGUGAAGGAGAAUUCAAAUGGGGAUGUGGGUACCCUUAUAUUGCAGUGGUUCUAAAUUUCAGUCAGUCGUGGGCUUUGUACUGUCUUGUUCAGUUUUAUACUGCUACGAAGGAUGAAUUGGCGCACAUAAAGCCAUUGGCUAAGUUUCUGACAUUUAAAUCAAUUGUAUUCUUAACUUGGUGGCAAGGUGUGGCAAUUGCUAUUCUCUAUGCCCUUGGUUUGUUCAAAAGUCCUAUAGCUCAAGCUUUACAGUUUAAGUCAACUGUUCAAGAUUUCAUCAUUUGUAUAGAGAUGGGCAUUGCUUCCAUUGUUCACUUAUAUGUAUUUCCUGCAAAACCUUAUGCGCUAAUGGGAGACCAUUUCACCGGAAGUAUUUCAGUUCUUGGAGACUAUGCAUCUGCUGACUGUCCUUUGGAUCCUGAUGAGGUUAGGGACAGUGAGCGCCCCACUAAACUACGCCUUCCACAGCCAGACAUUGAGGUCAGGAGUGGAAUGACUAUCAGAGAAAGUGUUCGGGAUGUUGUUCUUGGUGGUGGGGGACACAUUGUGAAUGACCUGAAGUUCACAGUAACCCAAGCAGUGGAGCCUGUGGAGAAGGGGAUCACAAAGUUUGGUGAGAAGUUACAUAAGAUCUCUCAAAACAUCAAGAGGCAUGACAAGGAUAGAAGAAGAACAAAAGAUGACAGUUGCAUUGCCACCUCAUCACCUGCACGGAAGGUUAUUCGGGGGAUAGAUGACCCCUUAUUAUACGGGAGCAUGAGUGAUAGUGGGUUCUCAAGAGCAAAGAAGCACCGCCGAAAAUCAGGAUACACUAGUGCUGAAAGUGGGGGAGAGAGCAGCAGCGAUCAAAGCUAUGGUGGAUAUCAGAUCAGAGGUGGAAGAUGGGUUACCAAAGAUUAGUUAAGAGGAACAAUUGUACCAGCUUGUAAAAAGAAAAGACAAGGAUGGCUUGGAUAUCAACCAUAAAUCUAUCAUUGUGUCAUUCAGUCAUCGAAGUGUGGCUCACAGCCUGGCUACUUGGUACAUAUACAUCGGGGCAUGAUGUUUUGCUUCGCAAGAUGCCGUGGAGAUCAGCAAUUUGGAUCUUUUUAAAUCAGAUGCCAUGUUUUUCAGGCUGGAAGAGUGAUUUGUACAUUUAUGAUGUACAAUGGGCUUUCAAUGUGUUGUAUGGAGGUUCUUCACUUGUUAGUUGGAUAUAGUUUUCGUAGGAUAGGGAUCUGGCCUCCUGAUAAGUGAUUUCGUAUCACGGGAGUGGUUAGACCAAAAUGCAGCUUCUUAUCUGUGUUAAUUAAAGAAGCAGAAAAAAAAGGUGACCAUUUCUACACCAUGAGACCAAAACAUUGUUAUCCUUUUGCAUCUUGAUUACCCGUUUCAAGUAAUGACAGGUCUCAAGUCUUGAUUACCCUACCAUGUACAGGAUCAUCAUCGGCAUUCAACUGGCCCAACCUGGACUCAAUUCGAUGAGCCUACGAAGUUUAUUCCAAAAGGAAUGCGAAGACAAAACCAAUGUACAUUUGUAGAUUUGAUUGGAUCAAAGGAUCAACUUGAGUUUUCAAUUAUUAUUAUGGAGUGCACACCACUUUAUUUUACCAUUACUAGUGAUAACAGUUGCUAUAUAAUUAGUCAUUUUCCAACUUGUUUGACUAAA
Messenger RNA from Juglans regia (Persian walnut), 2376 nucleotides. RefSeq names its product protein LAZ1-like. The transcript has 9 exons. Gene Ontology annotation, biological process: transport. The coding region runs from base 183 to 1628 and encodes 481 amino acids. Lineage: Eukaryota; Viridiplantae; Streptophyta; Magnoliopsida; Fagales; Juglandaceae. The record is from RefSeq and is a predicted model, not a curated record. Gene Ontology annotation, molecular function: transporter activity.